Erinaceus europaeus (western European hedgehog) is the source of this 1037-nucleotide messenger RNA. It is a transcript of the gene BCCIP, whose product is annotated as BRCA2 and CDKN1A interacting protein. NCBI's taxonomy places the organism in Eukaryota, Metazoa, Chordata, Mammalia, Eulipotyphla, Erinaceidae. The record is from RefSeq and is a predicted model, not a curated record. Gene Ontology annotation, cellular component: nucleus. The transcript has 7 exons. Bases 29 to 994 code for a protein of 321 amino acids.
GUCGCGCAGGCGCGGUGAGGCCGGCAACAUGGCGUCCCGGCCCAAGCGGCGCGCCGUGGGCGACGGGGUCCCGGAGCCGCCCGGCGCCCCGGCCCAGCGUCCGGAGGAUGAGGACGAGGGAGACGACGGGGUGGAGGAUGAGGGCAGCGAGGACGACGCCAGCGACCGGGACGACGAGGACGAGGACGAGGACGCCGCCCUGGUCGGCGAGGAGGUGACCGUGGACUUCGAGGCGUUCGCCAUCGCGGACGGCGACUACGACGGGGUGAGGAGGCUGCUGCGGCAGCUGUUCCUGAAGGCCCCGGUGGACACGGCGGAGCUGGCGGCGCUCUUGGUGCAGCAGAAGCACGUGGGCAGCGUCAUCAAGCAAACGGCGGCCUCGGGAGACAGCGACAGUGACGGCGACGUGGAGGACGAGGUCUUUGGCUUCAUAAGUCUGCUGAACUUGACGGAGAGGAAGGGCACCGCCUGUGCCGAGCAGAUCAAGGAGCUGAUUGUGAGCGCCUGCGAGAAGAGCUGCGAGCGCGGCACGGCUGAGCGGCUGACCGAACUUCUGAGCGACCCCGGCAGGCCGGUGGGCUUGCUGCUCAGCGAGAGAUUCGUGAACGUGCCCCCGCAGGUCGCCUUGCCCAUGCACCAGCAGCUGCAGAAGGAGCUCGCUGAGGCGCGCAGAGCCAACAAGCCGUGCGGGCGCUGCUGCUCCUUCCUCCUCAUCAGCAAGACGUUUGUGGAAGCGGGAAAGCGCCAGCCGGCGACGAAAGGCGGCAGCCAGGAGGCGGAGCGGCUCCUGUUCGCCAACGCAGAAGAAGAGUUUUUCUACGAGGCGGCGAGCCUCAGGUUCAGCUACUCGGUGCAGGACGACAGCGCGGAGUGUCUGGCCGGCCGCUGGGCCUUUGAGGACGCGCCCCUGCGGCCGCAGCGCACGGUGAUGCUGGUCCCGGGCGCCAGCAUGGACGGCGUCAUGGAGAAGCUGAGGGAGCACCUCUCCGUCUGAGCCGCGGCCUGCGGACACUGAGCGGACACUGACCGGGUGUGCG